Messenger RNA from Lepidothrix coronata (blue-crowned manakin), 7879 nucleotides. RefSeq names its product scribbled planar cell polarity protein (gene SCRIB). The transcript has 46 exons. Gene Ontology annotation, molecular function: protein binding. NCBI's taxonomy places the organism in Eukaryota, Metazoa, Chordata, Aves, Passeriformes, Pipridae. Gene Ontology annotation, cellular component: adherens junction; postsynaptic density; postsynaptic membrane. The record is from RefSeq and is a predicted model, not a curated record. Gene Ontology annotation, biological process: neurotransmitter receptor transport, endosome to postsynaptic membrane; neurotransmitter receptor transport postsynaptic membrane to endosome. Bases 1 to 5817 code for a protein of 1938 amino acids.
AUGCUGCGCUGCAUGCCGCCGCUCUGGCGCUGCAACCGGCACGUGGAGGCGCUGGACCGGCGGCACUGCUCGCUGCAGGCCGUGCCCGAGGAGAUCUAUCGCUACAGCCGCUCGCUCGAGGAGCUGCUGCUGGACGCCAACCAGCUCCGCGAGCUGCCCAAGCCUUUCUUCAGGCUCCUGAACCUGCGCAAGCUGGGCCUGAGCGACAAUGAGAUCCAGAGGCUUCCCCCCGAGGUGGCCAACUUCAUGCAGCUGGUGGAGCUGGACAUCUCCCGCAACGACAUUCCAGAAAUUCCUGAAAGCAUCAAAUUCUGCAAAUCCCUGGAAAUCGCAGACUUCAGUGGGAAUCCUCUCUCCAGGCUUCCUGAGGGCUUCACCCAGCUCCGGAGCCUGGGCCACUUGGCCUUGAAUGAUGUGUCCCUGCAGAGCCUCCCCACUGACAUUGGGAAUUUGGCAAACCUGGUGACUUUGGAGCUACGUGAGAACCUGCUAAAGACUCUCCCCACUUCACUCUCCUUCCUUGUCAAGUUAGAGCAGUUGGAUCUCGGUGGCAAUGACCUGGAAGUACUGCCGGACACUCUGGGCGCGCUCCCAAACCUGCGCGAGCUUUGGCUGGACCGGAACCAGCUCUCGGCCCUGCCUCCGGAGCUGGGCAACCUCCGCCGACUGGUCUGUCUGGAUGUGUCGGAGAACAAGCUGGAGCAGCUGCCCAACGAGGUCAGUGGGCUGGUGGCACUGACGGACUUGCUGCUGUCACAGAACCUGCUGGAAUGCAUUCCGGAUGGGAUCGGUCAGCUGAAGCAGCUCUCCAUCCUCAAGGUGGACCAGAACCGGCUGACAGACGUGACAGAGUCAAUUGGGGACUGUGAAAAUCUGUCAGAGCUCAUCUUGACCGAGAACAUGCUGACGGCCUUGCCCAAGUCUCUGGGCAAACUGGCCAAGCUGACGAACCUGAACGUGGACCGGAACCGUCUGACGGCGCUGCCGGCGGAGAUCGGGGGCUGUGCCAACCUCAACGUGCUGUCCCUGCGGGACAACCGCCUGGCACUGCUGCCCCCUGAGCUGGCCAACACCACCGAGCUCCACGUCCUGGAUGUGGCUGGGAACAGGCUGCAGAACCUGCCCUUUGCUUUGACAAAUCUUAACCUGAAAGCCCUGUGGCUGGCAGAAAACCAGUCCCAGCCCAUGCUGAAAUUCCAAACUGAGGAUGAUGAAAAGACAGGAGAAAAGGUUCUCACUUGCUACCUUCUCCCUCAGCAGCCCUCUCCCAGCCUGGAGAACCUUCUGCAGAACAGUGUGGAUGAAAGCUGGACAGACACCAACUUAAACAGAGUCAGUGUCAUCCAGUUCCUGGACGAACCCAAAGGAGAUGAUGAGGAGGAGUCUGGAGCUGAGAGACGGGGCCUGCAACGCCGAGCCACCCCUCACCCCAGCGAGCUGAAGGUGAUGAAGAAGGUGAUCGAAGUUCGGCGUAACGAGGUGAACGCCGCGAAGGCCGAUGCCGACCUCAACUCUCCUAACUCAGAAGAGAAGAGGCUGAGUGCCACGUCGAACCGCAGUGAGGACUCCCACGUGUCCACCAGCACUGCCUCUGCAGACUGCAGGGCAGAGGAGGGGGACCGGGGCUGGCCCAAUGGGCAGGUGCCCAACGUGCGGGAGCUGGAGAAGGAGGCAAAGCCCAGAGCAGAAGAGGAGCAUAAGGAAGCUGCUGGCCAGGAGGAGGAAGAUGUGGAAGUGGAAUACAAUGAGCCCACUGUACACUUUGCUGAGGACACACUGAUACGGAGUGAGGAUGAGGAUGAAGAUGAAGAGCGACCAUUCCCAGUGGAGAAGCAGAGGCUUAUCCGCAAGGACACGCCCCAUUAUAAGAAACACUUCAAGAUCACUAAACUGCCCAAGCCAGAGGCAGUGGUGGCACUUCUGCAGGGGCUGAACAGCGACGGGGUCCCUAAAGAGGAAGAGGAGUUGGGAGGCUGCAAUAACAACACAGAGCCCGAGGAACAGGAGGAAGCAUGGGAUGAGGAUGACAGGAAGAAUGGAGCUUUGUCUGCUCAGCCGUCCGUGAAGGGGGUGUCGUUUGAUCAAGCCAAUAAUCUGCUGAUUGAACCUGCUCGCAUUGAGGAGGAAGAGCUGACACUGACCAUCGUGCGGCAGACGGGGGGGCUGGGCAUCAGCAUCGCGGGGGGCAAGGGCUCCACCCCCUAUAAGGGGGACGAUGAGGGCAUCUUUAUUUCCCGUGUGUCCGACGAGGGUCCUGCUGCUCGCGCAGGGGUCCGUGUUGGGGACAAGCUUCUGGAGGUGAACGGCGUGUCCCUGCACUGUGCUGAGCAUCACGUGGCCGUGGAAGCGCUGCGAGGCUCGGGAAGCUCCGUGUCCAUGACGGUGCUGCGGGAGCGGAUGGUGGAGCCAGAGAACGCCAUCACUGUCACUCCGCUGCGCCCCGAGGAUGACUACAGCCCCCGGGAGCGGCGCGGGGGGCUGCGCUUCCCCGAGCGCCCCGAGGGAGCCCCUGCCACCGAGAGAUAUUCCACCUGCCUCAUGCGCAACGAGAAGGGCCUGGGCUUCAGCAUCGCCGGCGGCAAGGGCUCCACUCCCUACCGGGCUGGGGACACGGGGAUCUUCAUCUCCCGGAUCGCAGAGGGUGGUGCAGCCCACCGGGACGGAAUCCUGCACAUCGGAGACCGGGUCAUCUCGAUCAAUGGGGUAGACAUGACAGAAGCCAGGCAUGAUCAGGCCGUAGCGCUGCUUACCGCGGCCUCCCCCACCAUCGUGCUGCUGGUAGAGAGAGAGGGCUCGGAGCAGCCCGGCGAGGGAGCCUCGCCCGGCGCGCCCCGCGUGCGCAUGCACUCCCCCCCGCCGCCCCCCGGCCCCGGGGACAGCCCGCCCGAGGAGACGCCCGCGCCGCAGAGGAACCACCUCUCCAAAGGGCUGGAGGAUCAGUACCCCAUCGAGGAAAUUCAUCUGGUGAAAGCGGGUGGUCCCCUGGGCCUCAGCAUCGUCGGAGGCAGUGACCAUUCCAGCCAUCCCUUUGGGAUUCAUGAGCCAGGGGUCUUCAUCUCCAAGGUCAUUCCCCGGGGGCUGGCGUCGCGCAGCGGGCUCCGCGUCGGGGACAGGAUCCUGGAGGUGAACGGCAUCGACCUGCGCCACGCCACCCACCAGGAAGCGGUGAACGCGCUGCUCUCCAACGCCCAGGAGCUCACCAUGCUGGUCCGGAGGGACCCGCCUCCGCCUGGCAUGCAGGAAAUAUGCAUUGAAAAGGCUCCAGGAGAGAAGCUGGGCAUCAGCAUCCGGGGUGGAGCCAAGGGCCAUGCUGGCAAUCCGUUUGAUCCCACCGAUGAAGGCAUCUUCAUUUCCAAGGUGAGCUCCUCCGGGGCCGCGGCCCGGGACGGCCGCCUGAAGGUGGGGAUGCGGAUCCUGGAGGUGAAUCACCAGAGCCUGCUGGGAAUGACGCACACGGAAGCGGUGCAGAUCCUCCGAGGGGUGGGCGACGCGCUCCUCGUGCUGGUGUGUGACGGCUUCGACCCCAAGGCUGCAGCUGCCAUCGAGAUGUCCCCAGGAAUCAUCGCAAACCCUUUUGCUGCUGGCAUUGGGCGCAAGAACAGCCUAGAGAGCAUCUCCUCCAUUGACCGGGAUUUGAGCCCUGAGGAACUGGAGAUCCUGCAGAAGGAGAUGGAAAUGGUGAGAGAAGCAACUCAGUGGGAGAGAGAAGAAAUGGAGAAAGUGGAGCGGAUGCGUAGGGAGCGGGAGGCAGCCACGCAGCAGCUUGAGGAGGAGGUGGAGAGCAUCCCCAGUGAACCCCUGCGCCUGGACUACCGGACCCUGGCAGCGCUGCCCAGCAGUGGCCUGCAGAGAGGCAACCGUGCUCCUGCUCAGUGUACUAAGCCCAGCUCCAGCAUGGAGGGUGACUGCACGGUGCUGUCCCUGCCCAUGGCACGGGACAGCCGGGAAGCGUCCCCGGACCCGGCACACCCCACGGGCACGACCAGCAGCAGCGUGGCUGGGCCCCCUCAGCACCCCACGUCACCCCAUCAGCACACGAGCGGGGCAGAACAGCCCUGGAGAGACAAGCAGGACUCCACAGGGUGUCCCUUGUCCCAGGAGCAGCUUCCAGAGACGCCAGAGCCAGAGUGUCUGAUCGACUCGCAGCCCAUCCCCUUCAGUGAGAACCCCUUUGUGGUGGCCAACCGCAGGGGCAAGGCUGCGGGCACAGCCAGCCUGGGAGGGCCUCCCCUGGGCUACGGCAGCGGGGGCGUGCUGAAGACCAGCCUGUACUGCAAGGCUCCUGUGGGCGAGUCUGGGACAGGAAAUUCCAGGCGUGAAACCCCCUAUUCGCCCAGUAAUCCACAGGUGCCCGCAGCCCCCCGGCCCCCUCACCUGGCCGGCAGGGAGACCCGCUUUGCUUCCAUUAACUUCAUUACGUCGCAGGAUGACAGUAAAUCAACCAAGCCCGGCGUCAUUCAGCCUCUGUCCCGCGUGCGACAAAGCGCCGCCUCACACACUGCGGAGGAGGGGGACAGCCCCAACCCCUUCCAGCAGCCCGAGCCAUGCUUCAGGAUCCACAACUCUCAAAAGCCACCGUCGCCACCCUCCCCUGACGAGGUCCCCAUCAAUGUCAAGCAGGCCUACAAGACCUUCGCAGCAGUGCCCCUGUCCCACCCGCUGCUCGGGACACAGGAAUUGUCUGGUCAGAGCAGCACAGAGAACACCAAAAUGGCCUCGGAGGAGGCCAUGCACAGGCCCGGGGGACAGCACAGCCCCGAGCAAAGGUCCUUCCGUGAGAGGCAGAAGUAUUUUGAGAUUGAAGUGAAGCAGCAGCACCUGGACAAGCCUCCCAAGCGUGUGUCCUUGGUGGGGGAGGAUGACCUGAAGAAAAUGAAGGAGGAAGAAGCCCGCAAGCUGCAGCAGCAGCGAGCCCUUCUGUUGGAGGAGGAGGCCGAGGAGGAGGAGGAGGAGGUGAGGCAGGUGCCCGAGGCCGUGCAGUCCAGCAUCAUCAUCGAGGGUGUCGAGUACAAGGUCGAGAGGCUGAAUGGAAGGAGCAUCCAGGCUCCAGCAGCUCGGCCCUCGGAGCUCAGUGAGAACAGCAGCUUGCAGAGGAAUUCUCUGGAAGAGGGGAUCAAGCCUGAGCAGAGAACCAACUCCAUGUCAGGGCUGAGCCCGUCGUUCCCAGGGGAUCCCGGCGCUCCGGUGCGGACGGCCAAGGCCGAGCGGCGGCACCAGGAGCGGCUGCGGAUGCAGAGCCCGGAGCUGCUGAGCGGGCAGGAGAAGGAGAAGGAGCUGUCUCCAGCGGAGCGCCGGGCACUGGAGGCUGAGAAACGGGCUAUGUGGAGGGCAGCACGAUCCUCAGCUCUUGAAGACAGUAUUAAACAGUACGAGCAGGAUCUGGCCAGGAAGCUGUACCAGUCCCGGCAGUGGGCAUCUGCUCCCGGGGCCAGGCCAGCUCAGAUGUCUAGCCCACUGGUCACUAACUCUGCUUUUCUGUCACCUCUUCCAGAUUGCAGCCCCAGGAACGUCACGUCCCCGGGAAGGCUGUCCAUGUCUGAAAAGAAGUUUGACUACCGGGAAUUUGCUGCUAUUCCUUCCUCCAAACCUGUUUACGAAAUCCAGUCGCCUGAUGCAGCUGAUGACCUCAGAUACGUCGACGACCGAAAUAAUUCAGUUCCCCGGGAGCAGGAUGGGCAGCCAGAGGAAGAGGACACGUUAGGAACACGGGAUCCAUCAGCACCAACUCCCUCAGCCCUGGAGGACAUGGCCCUGUACAGCAGCAAGCGCAAGCUCCGACACAGCCGGCGCAGUUUGGAGACCGCUGUCCCCACGUAGGUGACCCGACACACCCGGGCGAUGGACGAGCCCGGCACAGCCCUUCCGAGCUGCCCGUGCUCCAGGGACAGCACCGGGCUGCCACCCUGCCGCCUCCAGACUGGAUGGGACCUGAGCACCCCGGGAGCUCUGUGGCCAACUGACUCCUCCGAGGCUGUGAACCACCCUCGUUUCUCACCCGACAGCGCACUGGGGCACGUCCCGAAAACGGGGCAACACUGGACUGACUGCUGGCAGAUGGAGAGCAGGGGUGGGCAGGACAGCGGGCAGCUCGUUAGCCUGUAAAUAUUGUGUGUGGGGAAGGGUAGGACAGGGAGAAUGUAGGAGUGUGAGAGUGUGUUGGGCUCCAACUGUUACUGCCUCAACUUCGUUUUUGUAGUGGUUAAAAGGAGCUUUUCCUCUGGUGGGAAUCAGGAGGAAGGUCCAGCCUGCCUUUACUCCUGUUUAAUUUUCAGUUUUUUGCCAAAAAGCAUCUCCUCCCACCUCCUGCACUGUGUCACCUCACUUCCCUUUGGGACCGUGUGGGAAUGGGAAGCUUGGAGGCAAAAAAAAAAAGAAAAUACAAAGGAAAAAAAACCUGCAGAAUUCCAGCAAAGUGCCUCCCUCUGCCACUGACACUCUGUGCUCAAGGAACAUGCCAAAGCCUGGGCCAGCUCUGUGCCACUUCCUCUGUCCAGGUAGGACACUGCUCCUGCUGGGACUCUGUGCAGUCCUAGGGACAGGUCCUUCCCUGGAUGGACACGUCGCUGUGUGUCACACGUGGUGGGAGCAGCUCCACGAGCACACAAGUGUCAGAGGAGGCCAGGCUCUGUCUUCUGUAGCACUGGGGCUGAACUGGUGGACUGGGGCAGGAAUGGGACGGAGCCAACAGCUGUAGCAGGGGUUUGGGGGGGGUGUGACAGCAAUGGGGAGCAGGAUAGUUGGGGUAGGACACGGUGGCAGAGGUGGGAGGUGUGACAGCAGUACCUUAGUGGGUAGGAUUCAGAAACUGGGAAUGGGUAGGAUGUGGCGUUGCUGGGGUCAAGUUGGGAAUUACGGGGUCUUAGAGGUAGGAAAUCUGGUGGGGAGUCCACAGUGUCCAUGGCUGGCCGCGAGGCGGAGUGGAGCGUCACAGGGUGCCUGGCAUGGGGCUGGCAGGGAGCACCAGGAGCACCACGGAGCAGGACGGGGCUGGCCUGUGCCUUGCAAUAACUACACAGUUCCACUUUGCCAGCUUGUUGGCUUCAGGCCCCUUUCUGUGGAGAAGAGGGACAAUGAAUGUUUGCCCAUGCAAGAGGGAAAAAGGAAAAUGAAAAAUGAGCGGGGGUGCGAGUCCUGGGUGUGAGUUCUGGUUUCCACAUGUGGAACGGGGGCUGCGAGCAGGUUCUGUAUCACGUGAGCUCUGCAGAUGUGGAGGUCACAGCUGCUGCUCCCAGCUCUGCCAUCAACCUCUGCUGCCACUACUGAGGGGAAACAGCCCUUUUCUUUUUUUUUUUUUCACUGCCUCUAACUGGGAGGAAGGUCCGAGCUUGGCCCGAUCCCAUUCCCCGUCCAUUGGUGCUCUCUGACUCCCCAGCAAGACCAGGGUUGGACCUUGAGCCUGACAGUGGCUGGGCAGCGACAGGCACAUCUGCUUGUACAUUUGCUGAAGGAAAGAACUGGAUGCAGUUUUUUUGUUGAGCCUCUCCCUUCAUGCCAAAAUCCAGUGGAUCGUUUUAACUGGCACCGUAUGCUUUGAUUUUACAGAUCUGUGAAGGGGAAACUCUGAUAAUCUCUCACUGCAGCCAUGGCUGCUUCCAUCAUCAGCAAUUUGAGCUUUUCCUUUUUAAAUCUAAUUUUAGCAUUUGCUUUUUAACAACAGCAGUUUUGGAAACAAUCCUGGCUGGGUUUUGGUGACUAACUUGUGAUUCUUCUCUCCUUUCCCUGUGCGGUACCUGGUGCCAGGCUCUGGGUUCUUUCCCGUUCUCUCCCGAGAGACUCCAAGGGAAAAUUAGCGCAUCAAGACUGUAACUAGUGAAAUUUGUACAACCAAAGAAAUCUAUUUUGUGGUUCAAGGAUAAUAAAGUUUACUUUACAUUUUAGA